UACAAGCACCUGCGUUUCAAACCAUCGAUGUCUUGACUCUCCUCAGUGGUAUUGCUGCGGUUGACAAUCAAGGCGGCGUGCAAACAAGUAGUAUGUUCAGCUUCAACGGAGUUUCAUACAAUCAGUCGACUGGUGAUACUCUGGAUCAUCGAAACCCGCCGGGCUCUGCCGUCGGCCUGGAGUUCUCUGGGGGACGAGUACCGGUUAAUACCAAUCCCGACUGGCCAAACAGACGCGAUACUGGAACUAGAGGCAUUGCGCAGAACUACACUGUUACACAACAGGGUGUCACAGCAGAUGUUUCAUGCCAGCCAAUCGACCGCAGUCAAAAUUCAUUUACUCUCAACUCAACACAGACGCAAAUCGGACCGAAUAUCACGUUCAUCGCGUCGGACGUCAUUGCGAAUUGUUCCGGAAAUACGAAUGCCCAGCCCUACUUCACUGUGAGUAGUCAGUACAACGUUGGAAUCGAGGGAUUUCUCCCCGUUGUUGUCUGUCCCAACCCAAACUUAAUGACAUCUGACUUAUAUAAGUUUGAUGUUUUUAUGUCUGGCUUGGGCGGCUACAGCUUUCUGCCAACGACCGUUUGCGAGGUCGUUCCCUACCUGACCACAGUCAACGUCACUUAUAAUGGAGGCAUCAUAUCUGUUGAUCGGAUUGAUGCAUCAACAAGCAGUCCGAACUUUCCUUUACUUCCGUACAUUGCAACUGUGAUGGCUUAUCAAGCGACGACAAACCAAGCCAUGACCACGAAUCCCAUUGGUAACUUUUUGACCGCGUACGGUGCCAACAAUAUAUCAGUCAUGUACAGCGAACUGGAAGAUUACUGGCGCGGUAUUGCGGAGUUCGCCUCUACUCAACUUCGCUCCGGAUACUCUGCUUUGGGAGUGCCGUCGGAUAUGACGAGGCCGACGAACGGCACGAUGUAUAUCAUGACGUACGGCUGGAGAAGCAAAGCCUACACGUAUAUCCUUCUGCUUGUGGUGAUCACCGUGAUCUGGGGUGCCACCGUAUUAGCCGCCGGGUUCAGCCUCAUCCAAGAAAAAAUCCAUGCCUCCGAUCCAUCUUUCGACUUUUCUGAUCCCAUUCAGCUCGCCAUCGUGGCGUAUCGCGGAGGAUAUGAAUCACGAAUUCAGGGUGAUGAGAAAAAAGGAGUAUACAUUAGCGAGGACACUACCGUUCGCUUUGAAGGAGAGGGAAACGAUAAGAGACUGGUCACUGUAAUUUAGGAAACCCUACCAAAGACUGCGGCCCCUUGAUAUUGUUGUAGUGAUCGAAUUACUAUGUAGAUCUGUUGCACCUAAUAAUCUCACUAUGAUCACCUUU
This is a messenger RNA of Suillus subalutaceus, 1326 nucleotides long. RefSeq lists its product as uncharacterized. The record is from RefSeq and is a predicted model, not a curated record. The coding region runs from base 93 to 1229 and encodes 378 amino acids. The transcript has 6 exons. Lineage: Eukaryota; Fungi; Basidiomycota; Agaricomycetes; Boletales; Suillaceae.